Messenger RNA from Molossus molossus (Pallas's mastiff bat), 2022 nucleotides. It is a transcript of the gene CFAP73, whose product is annotated as cilia and flagella associated protein 73. The record is from RefSeq and is a predicted model, not a curated record. Lineage: Eukaryota; Metazoa; Chordata; Mammalia; Chiroptera; Molossidae. The transcript has 12 exons. Gene Ontology annotation, biological process: spermatid development. Bases 550 to 1476 code for a protein of 308 amino acids.
AUGGGCGUGGCCAGUGGUUCCUGUGCCGAGGGUGGCAGGUGAUCGCGGCCGACCUGCCACUUCCCCUCUCUGUCUUCGCCCCCAGACCAGAAGGCAGACUCCUGCUCUGGCUCCGCACACCUCUCCCUCGCUAGACCUCAGUUUCCCCUCCUGGGAAGUAGCGCCAUCCCUUCUGUGGCCAAGAUCGGCGCGAGGCGGGCGAGCGAGCGCUGGGCCAGGUUGGGGCGUGAGCAGUUCCAGAGCAGGGAUGGAUAAAUGGAAAAUAUCUUUGGAUGAGGAUUUAGGGGGGAAAAAGAAGAAGGCUGACUCUACACCCAGAGGGCAGGUGGCCUGAGUUCAAAUUCCACUUAGACUUGACACCAGAAGCACGAUCCGUAAAGGAAAAGGUGGCCAAUUGGACCUCAUCAACAUGUAAAACCUCGCUUUGCAAAAGACCACAGGAAGAGGGUCAAAGAGAAGCGACAGACGGGCAGAACGAACCCCCAGGACCCCUAGGCGUCCACAGAACUCCGGCCCGGUGGAAAGAAGGCCGGAGCAAUCUCCAGGAGAAUGGCCGUGUCCUGGGAGGAAUAUUUCCGACUGGCCUUGCGAGAGAAGCUGCCUACGAAGAUCCCCGAGCAGAAUGCUGGCCGCCUCCCGCCACUGCUGUGUCUCCUGGAGAAGAGGCAGGAGCUGGCGGAUGCGGACCAGGGCCUGCGGGCCCAGGAGGAGGCGCUCCAGAUCACAAUGGCAGUCUUGAAGCGGCGCCGGGAACAGUUGGAACAGAAGAAGCAGGAGCUUAAGGGGUCCUUUGCCCGCUUUGACAAGUUAUUGCAGGACACCGAGGCCCGACGCAGCCGCGCGAUGCGGAGGGCGGCAGAGGAGGGACAGCGGGCCCGCCGCCAGGAGGCCGAGGCGCUGCGGCUUCGAGCCCGGCUGGAGGAGCUGCAGCGGGAGCGCGCGCGGCUGCAGCGCCGGCUGCCGCGCCUGGAGCCCUGCGCGCGCCUGCUGGAGCAAGUGCUGGAGCAGCUGCCCGAGACCCAGGAGAUCCCCGAGCUGGUGGAGCGCUUCCAUACCCUAGCGGACACGCUGGCCGCGCUCAGGCUCACGGAGCGCCAGCGGUCGGCGGAGCUGGAGGAGGCGCGUGCGCGGCUGCAGCAGCUGCGGGACACCUGGCAGGACGAGCUGCUCCAGCAGGGCCAGCAGCGAGCGCAGCUGCUGGAGCGCCUGGAGGCGGCGCGGGAGCGCACACUGCACUGGGAAUCCAAAUGGGUUCAGAUCCAGAACACGGCAGCUGAGAAGACCCUGCUCCUGGGACACACUAGGAUGUCAGUGCUCAACCUGUUCCAGUUAGUGUGCCAGCAUAGGAGGCAGUCGCCUGCCCUGGACAUCGAGGACACCGAGGGGCAGCUGGAGCAGGUGAAGCUGUUCAUCCUGGAUCUCUCUGCCAUGCUGGCCAGCCUUCCCCAGGGUGAGCCUGAGGCCCCGGCCCCCUAGCCUGACCCAGGACCAGAAGAGGGUGUCAGGAGCAGAUACCUGCUCAUUGGACACCCGCUCACAAAGGCUCCUCCACUAUGGACUGGCACUCAGUAAUCCAGCUGCUGGGGGCUGCCCUUGACCUUCCCAGGACCCAGCUGGGGCCGAGGAGCAAGGCCUUCCAGCAGGACAGAGGCCAGGCCAGGUUCUGACCUCUUGUGUGUGGUGGGCAGUGUCAACCUCGUCACAGCCAGGGAGGAGCAGCUGUGCCCUCUGCCCCCAGACCCUCGUCCGGGCCCUCCAGCCGUCACUCCCAGCUGCGAGGCUGGCCUGGCAGGAGGAAGGGGACAGAAGGCCAGGUUUGGGGUUCUCCCACCUCAGGCACCUAACUCAUACUUGAGCCCCAUUUUCCUCAUCGACAAAAUGGGGACACUAAUAGAAUGCACCCUCGGGGGUCCCGGGGGGAUCACACAGGACUGCCCACAUGCUCCCAGCUCCCACACCAGCUGGGCCUUUAGCAUCUGCUCUGUCCCUCCAACUCCAGUGGACUGGACUCCUGCUCCACCA